CAGUCCUCCGGGUGUCGCUGAAGAGACAACCGCUACUUUUGUGUGUUUAGACUCGACCCACAAAAAGAAGCAGCUGUAACUAGCAAAGUUUGGGUUGAAGGCUUUCGCCGGCGAGUAAAUAAUACAUUUAAACAGCUUUACUAACGUUGUAUGCCUUAAAAAGCGGUCUAAGGAUCAUGCCAGACAGAUCUACGAAUAACUGACGAGGAUCAAGACUAAUGAACAUGCUCGCCAGUUAACAAACAGCCAGUAUCUGAGGGCCUGCAGCAAUGGGGACACAGUUCACAAUUGAUGACGCGUUCGUCCUGGAUGGGGAGGAGGAAGGAGUGGUGCCUGGAGAGGAUGAGGGGGAAUGGAAGGGGAGAGAGAAGGAUGGCGGGGGAGAGAUGAUGUUUGGACCUCUUUCUUUUGCCAAAACACAAACUUCUGGAUCCACUGGCACUCCCGAACACAGUAAUCUGAAAUAUCAGAACCUGGAAAAUGAAGAUGCUUUAGGUGGCACUGUGAACUCUUCUUUCAAUAACUUCUUUAAAAUCAGUGAUCCCGCUACUCUGUCCUACUGCAGCUCUCAGUGGUCAUUCAGCACACUCAGCUCAGUCACACAGCUGUCUGCUCACUGCUGCGGGUGGACGUCUCACCCGCUGGUGAAGAAGAACAGACGAGUCGUUCUUGCCUCAUUCCUCCUCUUAAUCACUGGAGUUGCUUUGAUCUUUACAGGCAUUGUCAUACAGUUAAAUCCUCAUGCAGGUGUUUCAAGUGCAAUUUUCUUUGUUCCUGGAUUUCUUCUCUUCAUUCCUGGUGUGUAUCACGUGAUCUAUAUAAGCUGUGCAGUUCGGGGACGAAGAGGAUUCAAGUUCUUUUACUUGCCGUACUUUGAGAAGUAAACCGUUUUUCACUUUAGGUUUCAAAGACAUACUUUUACAACCUCUGUUACUAGUGGUUUUCUAAACAAUUUCUUCAUUUUGGUAAAAGCCAGUCUGUACACAGGUCUAAGUACAACAUCUACAGAAAAAAAACUGUGAUUCUUAGAGUGUCAAGUGCAACAAUAUACAAUCUUUCUUUGAAAGAAGGCACAGACUGUAAUAAAGUCAUAGUUGACCCAAAAAUGAAAAUUAGUUGAAAAUGUACUUGCUCUCAGGCCACCCAAGUUUUCAUUUCAAGCGGUCGUUUCUGGCCAAAAUAUGAGUCCAUAAUCUCCUCCUCACAUAAAAAUCCAAUGACAUGUUUGUUUAGAACUUGUAAGUGGUGCUUGAUCUGUGCACAUUUCUCUCCUGAUUCAGUUUUUAAUUUAACAGUUGUUUCCGGCUAAAAUACGAGUCAUCUAUCCAUAAUAUUGCUUUCACCAGUGAAGUGGUCUCAUCUGAAUCAGGUGAGAAAUAUGUACAGAUCAAGCACUGACAAGUGAAAACGGUCAAAAACUGUUCUUAACCAAUAUGUUGGUGGACUUUUACAAUGGAGGAAGUGUUAGUAUGGAUUAUAGACUCGUAUUUGGUCAGAAACGACGGUUUGAAGUGAAAACGCCUUGUUUAUGGAUUUGUUUAUCACGAACAUGCAGCUUUUUACUUCUCAAGAUUUUCAAUGAUGGACUGUAGUCAUGUGGAUUCUUGUGAUGGUUUUUAUCAGCUGUUUGGAGUCUGAUUCCGACAGCACCCAUUCAAAAUUUUGGUCAGAUGAAGACAUAAACUCGUCUACAUUUUGGGUGGCUUGUGGCGAGAACAUAGUUUUUUUUUUUU
Molecule: messenger RNA, 1733 nt
Organism: Cyprinus carpio (common carp)
Lineage: Eukaryota; Metazoa; Chordata; Actinopteri; Cypriniformes; Cyprinidae
Product: transmembrane protein 134-like
Source: RefSeq, a predicted model, not a curated record